Panicum hallii is the source of this 447-nucleotide messenger RNA. RefSeq names its product prostatic spermine-binding protein-like. The transcript is spliced from 2 exons. Bases 1 to 447 code for a protein of 148 amino acids. The record is from RefSeq and is a predicted model, not a curated record. NCBI's taxonomy places the organism in Eukaryota, Viridiplantae, Streptophyta, Magnoliopsida, Poales, Poaceae.
AUGGCUUCCUCAUCUUCUGCUUCCUCCAUCAUUUCCAUCGAGUCUGAGUCCACUCGAGAGGCGACUCCAGAGUAUGAUCCCAUCGCCGCCUAUGAGGCUUGGUCAGGGGAUGAUGAAUCCCUGACCGACGGUGAAGAUCUCCAGCCCGUCCUCGUCGGGGAGCUGGAUGAAGAUGACGAGGACAACAUGUCCUGGGAGGGGGACUUCUCCUCCUCGAAGGAAGAAGUUGAUACCCCAUCAACAGAGGAGGACUCGGUGGCAGGAGGCUUCCUGCUUGGCGGGUCGUCGGAGGACGACGACGAUGAUGACGAUGAAGAGACCAAAGAUAGCAGCGACAGCGGUGGAGACAAUGGUGGCAGCAAUGACGACAGCAGCGACGACAACAGCGACAUCAGCGCGGCCCCUCCGAUCAAGCACCGCAAAGUCUUAGGCACCUACUUGUGGUAG